Messenger RNA from Galleria mellonella (greater wax moth), 540 nucleotides. It is a transcript of the gene Tim9a, whose product is annotated as mitochondrial import inner membrane translocase subunit Tim9-like. NCBI's taxonomy places the organism in Eukaryota, Metazoa, Arthropoda, Insecta, Lepidoptera, Pyralidae. Bases 182 to 451 code for a protein of 89 amino acids. The record is from RefSeq and is a predicted model, not a curated record. The transcript has 3 exons.
CUUAGAUUUAUACGUUGAUAUUAAAAAAAUAAAGUUUAUUAAGCUUAACCUUAAAAUAAAAUCAUUAAAUGCAAAACUUUAGAUAUUACUGAAUGUAAUAAUUUUUAUGCUUUCUGAAAGCGUGAAAGAAAAUUUAGUAGAAAAUAUUCUCAAAUUAUAUUUAACAAUAAUUUAGGUAAAAAUGACUACUCCAGGCGAGAUGAGUGAAGCUGAUCAAAUCAAAACUUUCAAAGAUUUUCUUACACAGUACAACAAGUUAUCGGAGUUAUGUUUCAAUGAUUGUGUACACGAUUUCACUUCUAGAAAACUGAGAUCUUCAGAGGAUAAAUGUACUGUGAACUGUAUGGAGAAAUAUUUGAGAACAAAUCAGAGGGUAUCACAGAGGUUCCACGAAUUCCAAAUGAUAGCUAAUGAAAAUAUGUUAGCUUUGGCACAAAAAUCACCCAAUUGAAGUUAAGUUUAUGUAUGUUGUUAAAAUAGGUUACACAUAUUGUUAGUUGUUUAUUAGCCAUAGCCUGGCAAUAAAAUUUUUGUUCAUUA